Messenger RNA from Thelazia callipaeda (thelaziosis nematode), 1126 nucleotides. NCBI's taxonomy places the organism in Eukaryota, Metazoa, Nematoda, Chromadorea, Rhabditida, Thelaziidae. The record is from the annotation of a GenBank genome assembly.
AUUCACUGCAAGUUUUUGAAUCUUUGCUAAUUUUAUACGAGACAUCAUUUUUUUGAUGAUGAAAGUAAUUUCCACUUUUUAGCGCAUCAGCGGUUAUUAUUUGCCGAUAAAAAUUGGUGCUCUGGAAGAAUCUUUCAAUGUUCUGCUUGAUACCGUCACACCAUUACUUUGGGUUCCAGGACCAGAAUGUAGACAUCCUAUUUGCAAUGGGAAACCGCAGUAUACAGAGCGGUCGUCAGGUUUGUCUAAAAAAGUUUACUCUCGUACGAGACAGUAUAUUUACGAUGAAACAAGAGAGACAAUAGCGCGUGAACAUCAUAAUGUCAUUACGAUGAAUCAAAUGAAUGACGAAGAACUAAAAGUCAAGAAUGCGGCCUUUGGUACACCUUCUGUUUUGAAAUGGGAUGAUGCAGUAAUGUACUACCGAAUAGAUGGAGUUCUCGGUUUGUCAUCUUUAAAUAUCAGUGAUACUCGGCGUGACAAUCCAAUCCACAAAGUAUUACGAAGUUCAUCAAUUGAUCCAAUUAUUACCAUCGCUCUACCACCAAGAAAUUCUUCAGUGGCUGCAACUCUCACGCUAGGUGCCAGCAAUAAUUACAUAUGUGCAAAAAGCGAUAAGCAAGUAACUGAAAAGCUUGUCUCCUCAAGAGAUCGCUAUGAUUUUGCAUAUUCAUCAAUUUCCAUGGGCAAUAAGACAUUUUCUCUUCAGUGGCGUUCAGCUUUCGCUUAUGUAGACACUAUAAGGCCAUACAUUGGUGUGCCAGACUUAUUCAUGCAAGAAUUAAUUCUCAAAUACGAUGCAAAAAAAAAGCGGAAUACAGGAGCAGAUGUAUACUGGGUGGAUUGCAAUCAAGCCUUUGAGCCUUUUUAUUUGAGAACAGCCAAUAACACAUAUGUCGUUGAACCAAGCAAUUUUGUUAUCAAACACGACAAGGCAGAUGCAAAUUGCGAAUUGGGUUUCAGAAGUCAUUCGGGACCCCUUGGACCAGUAGCACUUGGAAUUCCAUUUCUUAAUCAGUAUUGUGCUAUCUUGGAACCCACUAAGCGGAGCAUUAGUUUUCGUCCUAUCGUGGUUCCCAAUACUACAGUUUAUUGUUUUACUUCUGAAAACUAUAGUCUGGAGUAG